Molecule: messenger RNA, 933 nt
Organism: Tilletiopsis washingtonensis
Lineage: Eukaryota; Fungi; Basidiomycota; Exobasidiomycetes; Entylomatales
Exons: 2
Coding region: 197-862 (221 amino acids)
Molecular function (GO): Hsp90 protein binding
Source: RefSeq, a predicted model, not a curated record
ACGCUGACGCCCCGCUGCAGAGAACUACGGCCAGGUGCUGCGCGACACGUCCGCCGUGCUGGCGCUCAACCCCAAGAACACGAAAGCAUUCUACCGCGCCUCGCGGGCCCUCUUUGCGCUCGACAAGCUCGUCGAGGCGCUCGACUGCUGUGAGCACGCGCUGCUGCUCGAGCCGGCCAACGAGGCGUUCCUGGCGAUGCGCAAGAAGGUGCAGGCACGGCAGGCGGCCAUUGAGAAGGCGGCGCAGGAGAAGAAGGAGCGCGAGCGGAGAGAGAAGGAGGGCAAGCUGGCGCUGGACCGGGCGCUGCUGGCUCGUGGCCUCUGGGUCGAGGUGACGCCACAGCCGCCAGACAACCCCACGCCGGCACACUUCGAUCCCGAGGCGCUGCCGUCCUCCUCACGCAGCACGCUGCCGUUCUCCAACACCUCCUGGACGCCGCCAGACUGGGUGCGCACGCCGCUCAUCUUCCCUCUCUUCUUCCUCUAUCCGGCACACUCGCAGUCCGACUUCAUCUCGCACUUCCACGAGGACAGCACGAUCGGCGACCACCUCGAUGCCAUGUUCUCGGCCACUGCGCCGCCGCCGCCGUGGGACGAGCGACGGGAGUACGUGGCGAGCAAUCUCGUCGUGUAUGCCAGCACGCACGGCAAGCGCCUGCUGCGCGUUGGCCGCGCCCUCUCGCUGCGCCAGCUGCUUGACCAGGGCGCCAAGGAUGCGGAUCCAAAAACAGGCGCGCCGCGAGACGGCAUCGUGCUGCAGGAUGGCAUCCUCUCGCUCAUUGUGCUGCCCAAGGGCGACAAGGAGAAGGAGUGGGUGGAGCGCUUCAAGAAGGACCGCGACGCCACGACGAAGAAGCAAUAGAGUGACUCGUGGGUAUUGCAGAUGCAGAGCGUGACGCAGAGAACAGCGAGGAGAGCGCGGCUGCUCGAGAG